UGCUUCUAUGCGGCGUUUCUAAAAGGGGGACAAGUACACGGCACUGCGCUUCACACAAAGUGUUUCAUAAAGAAAUUAACGUGAUAGUUGUGCACUGAAGGAGCUUUUAACAAAGUUGAAUUUCCAAUAUGGUAGGAGAGGUUGUUGUUGUUGAGCGGACUGUUGUCAUGUCCCCGCAGUGCCUGUAGUGGUGCUGUGAGGAGUCCGCUGUGGAUCCAACAAAAAUCCACAGCAGCCUACCUACUGCUUGUAAUUUGCUCUGGAUAGCCUAUAUUUAUAUGCGUCCUUAUUUCAAGAUCAACCGAGCUCGAUGAAGAUCGCCGUUACUAACCGAUCUCCAAUAUCGAUGCGCAAAUAGCCUAGCUGAUUCUAAUAUACAUUUCGGCCGUCUAUCUGGAGCGAAUACCAUACAGAGCCCAUACCAAUUCAAGCUGAUGUUGUCAAGGACAAGAGUCACGUGAUGUAUGAAGGCAAACACAUACACUUCUCAGAGAUAGACAAUAAGCCGUUGUGCUCGUACAGCCCAAAGCUCUGCAAACAGCGCAGACUCAAUGGCUAUGCUUUUUGUAUCCGGCACGUUCUGGAGGAUAAGACUGCUCCCUUCAAGCAAUGCGAGUAUGUGGCCAAGUACAACAGCCAGCGGUGUACCAACCCCAUCCCCAAGUCUGAGGACCGCCGAUACUGUAACAGCCACCUGCAGGUUCUCGGCUUUAUCCCCAAAAAGGAGCGGAAAAAGAAACACGAUGCUUUAGAGGAAAUGCGCUCACGGGCUGCUCACCUGGAGUCAGUGGCUCUCAAUAUUACCGUGCCCUCUCUAGCUCUGAAAGCCCCAAAUGGUCUAGAUGAACUACCACCAUCUCCCCCCUUAACACGCCUGUUACCCCUCCCUGAUGGGGAAGGCCUGGACCCUUUUGCCUUUUAUGAGGAUGACACAGAUGGUGAGGAGGUGGGCGCUCCUCGGAAGAGUAACGCCAUCAAGAAGAAAAUACAGAGUCGGCUGGUGCUCAACCAGAAACUCUGCCAUGACACAGACCUCUUCCAAACACCACCUGAGCACUUUAGUCCUUCCCCUCUCCCCCGCAUCUACCCUUCCUCACCACUCAACAGUCAUCCACGGCAACAGCCAGGUCUUCUCCAGAAGCUCCAGCACUCCAACACGACUUCCUUCAUCAUCCCAGGACAGCAGCAGGGUUUAUUAUGCAAUCCACCACCACCUCAGACGGUCAACUUUCUGCCUCCGGGGCUGCCCGUCAAUGCAGCACCCAGUCCAGUGCAACAUUCUGGGCCAUCGCUCAGCAGGAAAAUGCCUUUGACUGCUACUCACUUGCCUGCCGCUUGCAAGGACAGUGGCAGCAACAAUCAGCGGCAUGUGGUCGUCAUGCGUCCCACUGCCUUCUCACCUUCUGCCAGCUGCCUUGCCAGGUUGCAACAUCUGGUGCAGCUCUGUGCCAAGAGACAACGGGAGCAUGGAGACCUCUUUCCUCAUCUAGGAUUGGACUGGUCGGAGGACAGUGCAGAUGAUGAUGAUGAUGAUGAAGAAGAAGACAUGGCAGAGCGGUUUACUCCUUUUCAGAGCUCAUGGAGGCCGCAGAAUGGGCUGGAAGAGGAUGGCGGCUCCUCUCGGAGGACGCGACUGUUUAGGCUUUGCUCGUACCUCCAGGAGAAAUACAAGCACAUGUGCAGACAGGAGCGGGCGCGUAUCCGGCAGAAGAGAUACCGCUAUGCCUUCCGCAAAGCCUUGCUGCACGCUGCCAGUAAAAACCCCAGCUGUGCAGGCCAGCUGAUUCAGGAGUUGAGUGGUGCCUCUUGCAGCUCAUCGAGUGUGGCUCCACCAACGCAGCAGAGCACAGACACGGGGACCUGCACUGGCAGCACAAAGGGCCAGCCCUGCCACAACAGAGCUCUGCCCUUCACUCGACACUGCUUUCAGCACAUUCUGUUGAAUCGUUCCCAGCAGCUCUUUGCAAGUUGCACAGCCAAAUUUGCAGAUGGUCAGCAGUGCUCCAUCCCCGUGUUUGAUAUCACGCACCAGACACCCCUCUGCGAAGAGCAUGCCAAAAAGAUGGAUAACUUCCUGCGUGGGGACGGAAACCGACGGGUGCAGCACCAGCAGCAGCAACAGCGAAAGCCACGUAAAAAGACCAAACCACCGGCGCUCACCAAAAAGCAUAAGAAGAAGAGGAGGAGAGGCCCGCGGAGGCCUCAAAAACCUAUCCCUCCAGCGUUGCCGCAGGGGAACCUGGGAAUGCCUUUAACGAGCCUAGCAAUGCCCUCACAGGCCAGCAUCAGGAGCCCUUCGACUCCAGAUCUAAGUACAGAUGAGCUUCCUGAUGAUAUCACCAAUGACAUAGCAGACAUUCCAAACGACCUUGAGCUAAACCAGGAAGAUUUCUCCGACGUGUUACCCAGACUACCUGAUGACCUGCAGGACUUUGACUUGUUUGAAGGUAAAAACGGAGAGCUACUGCCCACCACAGAGGAGGCUGAAGAGUUGGUACGUGCACUGCAGGCUAUGGGGUCCUACACAGACUCAUUGGUGUGCCUAACCUCCAUUGGAGACCUGGCCCCUACAGAAGGAGUGGACCACAGAGCCAUGACCGUGUUUCCUGGUCCAGUCCAACCAGGGGGCAUGGGAGACCUGCUGAACAGUCGCAUCCCUACCGAGAACUUCACCAGCCUUGAGCUGGAGGACAAUCUACUGCAGUCUACUGGAGAUCACUUUCCCCCUUCGCCUCCAACUCAGCCCGCUAACCAGAGCCAAGCGCCGUGCUCCAAUCUGACCUCAUCCUCUUCUACAGUGGCCCCCUCCACCACGUCCCUGCUCACUCAGACCUCCUUAACAGAGCGGACGUUUUCUAGGACGCACACAUCCCACGUUCUCGCCAAGUCGGACGCACCCACAUCAUCACCCCAAGGCAGCCACUACAGCAGUGAGCAUGUGCCAUCCCCAUACAGUGACCACAUAUCUUCUCCCCACACCAGCUCUUUCCAGACAGACACCCCUCUUCUCCUGGAAGUCCCUCUGAGCGGGGUGCCGGGACCGCCACGGUCCACUUGGAACAACCUCGCUCUACCCAUCACGGACCCCACACAGUUUGGCAGUCUCAUCGGAUCAGAAAGUCAUCUCAUAUCCACCUCCCUGUCCACUCCACCCGCCACCACCCACUCUGUGACGCUGCAGCCCAUGGCUGCUCUCUCGGCGAUGCCCCAGAGCGGCUUGACUGGCCUAACGACUCCUCCCGCCCCCUCGUCCUCGCUCCCAUCUUCGUCACGCGAUCUUUUGACCUCCGCACAGCCCAAGCAACAGCUCCCUCAGUUCAGCGCGGCCUUUGGCCAUCAGUUGGCCUCCCACAGUGGCAUCCCAAAAGACGUGCAGCCCAGCCACAGCUCCACGGCGCCCCCUGCUGGCUUCUCUAUAGUUAGUGCCACCGCUGCAAGUGCCAACAGCGCCACGCCACCGUUCACGCAAAGUAAAUGAGAGCAGGCGGCACGCAGCUACUGCACGAUGGUCUGUGGACUCACAGUCACUUACAAUCCAGUUGACUGAGUCGUUAACCACCCCUGUUCAUCUGCUACAUGUGUGCAAUGUGGUAAUAGUGCACUAUUGAUAAUGAAUUUGCACAGCCUCAGAUUUUACUCUAUUUUUGUUCGUUCCUCCUGUAGCCAGACGGUGUCUGAGAUUUUAAGUCAGUGUGAGUCCACGUGUUCGAUGCCUUGUGGUUUCGUCAGCAGGGGGGUGGGGGGUUACAGUCAGAUGUUGUGAUGAAAUAAACGGGUGAAAAUUGGCAGAAGGACCUAAGCAGAGAUUAUCUGUGUCACAGUGCUCAGAAUUCCUAGAAGCCUCAGUCAGUGGUCAGUUUAGUUUGCUUUGCCAGUUCAAGUCCUGUCUUAAAACGAUCAGCUGUACCCUGCCUUGCUCAAACGGCCAUUGCAUUUUUUUCUUCUUUUUUGUUACCCACCUGUUUCAUACACUGCUUCUGUCACCCUCUGAAGAACAAGAGAUUUUUGUGAUCCAUUAUGUUUCAAGCUAUUUAAUUGUUAUCAUGAUAUAGAAUCUUACGGAGUCAAUUUCACAGUCAUAUGAAUUUACCAAAAUACUUUUAAACAGCUGUUUUUAUAUUGUGUAUAGUGUAUAUGUGCUCAUUUAUUGGUUUGCUCAGACGUCAAAAAUCUCUGACCUCACCAUUGGUUGUGGGACUCUUGAGUGGCCUAGUAGACACUUGAAGGUGAAUAAAUCUAGUAUCUUAAAGCAAUAAAUACAUUAACAUAACUCUGGCAUCGUGAGGUAUUUCGCUGGUUUCAUUACAUGUAGCUUCACUCGAUGAAUCCAGGCUGGAUCAGGAAGAUAUUUUGGCCUCUUUAACAGUUUCCCCGCAGAGCCUUUAGAGGCGAGCGAUCAGGUCAGGCCAACUUCUCUCUGAGUGGAUUUUUUUUAAGGCUGAUUAAAUUAGCUUCAGUGUUACAGCGAUGAUGGUAAUGGCACAAUCCAGGGACUUUUAAGUGUCUACUCUCAAAGGUGCUCUCUGGUCCACACGUACAAUGGUAUUUAGUGGCUUGCAUGUCUUCAUAUAACAAAAGUUCAGUUUCAGGGCUCGCACUAAUACGACAGGCUAGGCUACCCGCAGGAGGCUUACGCAGUGAAUUGGUGUUGGAAAUUUCUAUUUUUACCCAUCAGCUAGAUGUAACACAAUUGGUGUAUUUUGCACGUCUGAAGUAAAGCACUGUCUCUUUUACUCAGUUAUAAAGCAUUUUUUAAAGACAUAUAAUGAAAAGCUGGUGUCUGAAAAACAAAAAAACAACAACAAAAAAAAAGAGUGCUCUUCCAUGCAAGAGCCUCCACCCCCACCCCGACAGCAGUACAACCACGGCUUUUGAUAGAUAAUAUAUUAGACAUUUGAGAGAUUAUCAGACAUUGUUGAGUAUUAGGUAUAUAGAAUAGCAGUCUCUAUCUUGGGGUUUGUUGGUGAAUUAUUGAGUAGCAAUGGAUUGAAAUUGUUCUUUGCAAUGUGUUCAGUGGAACCUGUGUCUGUGUAGAAUGAGUCUCUUGCUUUUAAUGGCUAUCAAAAUGAUUAAGCCUUUGUUGGAGGGAUCAAUGUUUGUUUGUAUGCUGUCUUUUUUUUCCAAUUCUGAUGGAGAAUAUUUUUUAUUUUUGAUAGCUAUUAAACUUCCAGGAAGAAGUCUUGAGAUUGCAUGGGGCUGCAACCCUUUCUGUGUGAGAGCGUAAUAAUAAUAAUAUCACGAUUAGACGAUGAUCACUGGCUUCUUGGUGGUAAGAAACAUUGGAUUUAUAUGCAUCAGAUGGUGGAGAAGAACAGAUCAGCGUACUUUUUCCAACCUAGAUUUGCACAGGAGUGGAUGAGACCGGUGGUGUUUCAUAUGUCCCAUGUCUGUCUUGCCUUUUUCUUUUUUCUUUUUUUGCCCUGCUUGGACGCUCAUUACACAAACAGCCGCCACCAUUAGCCGCUCUGAGCCUGCGCCGGACCCUCGUUUCCAGCUGUGAGAAGGCCCAGUUCUGCCUCGCCCCUUCCAAAGAGAGAACACAGUCUCAAAGUGUAAACCUGUAGCUUCACCGGGGACGGCUGGGCUUCUCAGAGACCGCGGUGUCGUCAGUAACGCAACCAGCGCCCCCUAGAAGUCAAUAGGAAGAAUCAGGUUUGGGUGAAAGUGUGUUUGAAAAUAAGCGAGACAAUACUGCUGUAUCCUGCAUAGCAUGAGAUUAGUCGCUGCACCGGUUCACUCUCCCCGACAACCACGUAGAACAAAAUUUACAGGGCUCGUAGGCACAUGUAACUGCUUGAAUUCAGAGAUGGCUGACAAAUUCCUAUACUCAUUGAAUGUACUGUAUUACUGUUUUUAAAGAUAGGAUGAGCUAAUCUAGUCACCUUUUGUUAUUGGUCCUUGUUUAAUUGUCUAAGGUAUUUUUUGUAUACAAAGGUUUACAUUUUUAUGUAUAUUUUUCUUGUGUACAAAUUAUGUAAUAUGUGUACAAACACUGUAUGUAAUAUCUGUAUAUAGUGUGAGAAAUUUGAUCUUUUGUUUUUGGAUGUAUAAAUAAAACUUGCUGUGAGGUAUUUGA
Molecule: messenger RNA, 6076 nt
Organism: Oreochromis niloticus (Nile tilapia)
Lineage: Eukaryota; Metazoa; Chordata; Actinopteri; Cichliformes; Cichlidae
Gene: ino80da
Product: INO80 complex subunit Da
Exons: 10
Coding region: 461-3478 (1005 amino acids)
Cellular component (GO): nucleus
Source: RefSeq, a predicted model, not a curated record